ACAAGCUCUAGUUCAGAUAUCGAUUCGAAACGCAUCUCUACCAAUGGCGAGUCCUAACGGAGAAGAUUCAGAUGGAUUGGAGAUAAUAUCGAUCGGAACUCUAUACGAAGGAUCUUUGGAGAAAAAGUAUUGGAGCAGCUCUAGGGGUAAAGAUCGAUAUCCAUAUCCAAUUGGGUAUCAAGCUGUUCGAACUCAUAUCGGUAUAGUAUACAGUAUGGAAAUUCGUGAAGGACUCAAAGGUCCAUUGUUUGCGAUUUCUUCAAAUGAUGGAGAGUCAUCUACAGGACAGACACCAGAUAUUGCUUGGGAAAGUUUUCAAAAGAAAGGUGGUCCUAGGGUGAAAUCGGGGUUAGGGAAGAGAUUCUCUUGCAGGAUCGGCGGUGUUGAGCUUUUUGGGUUCCGAAAUCCACUUGUUCAGAGGCUACUUCGUGAGCUUAUCACAAAUGUCAGUGGGAAAGCACAACAGAGUAUUUUAUCCUCAAAUUUUAGUAAUGGGGAUGGUAGAGUAGAGCCUGAAAUGCGGUCGCCGGAUUCAAUCUUAUAUCCCGACCUAUCACCAUCCCUAGGGAAGCCACAGAACAUGAGAAAGAGAACUAGGAAACACAAACUUAAAACUUUAAAUUUAGCUAGUGGGGCAAGCCUUAAAAGACUCCAAACUCAAGUUUCUUUCGACAAUACUGAGAUUUCUAUUACUACCGGAGGUAAUGGGAGUUCUCAUAAUGAAAGAAGAUGUUUAUCCUCUUCAACUUUAAAGGAAAAUUGCCGAGUAAACAAGGAUACUGGAGCUUCACCAUUAUCUAUAGACAGGCUUACUUUGGUUGACAAGGGAACUGAUCCAAUCCCAAUCAAAGAUUGUUCCCUUCACCAGUCUCUUGAAGAUUAUCAUGGACAAAAAUUGGUUUUAUCGCAGGAGAUCAGAUUUCUUAAUCCCCAAAAUUCUUCAUUCAGUUGUUUGCCUAGUGAUCCGUCUAACGAGGAGAAAAACCUCCAUAGGUUACCUAUUGCUGAAAAUAAAGUAUGCAACUCAUUGCUCGAGACAGAAGAUAACUACAGAGAGAACAUUAAUUUGCCAGACUCUAACACUGCUAGUGGUUUCGAUCUUUGUGUUCCUGAUACUUUGGAAGUUCUGCACGGUAAUCCUGAGGUUGUUGCUGAUUCCGAUGAAGAAUUUUACAAGGAAAAGUCUUGCAAUUACAAAAAUGAGCUGGUGGAAGCCAAUAAAGUUGGUUGUGAAGAACUGAUGAUGGACAUGCAUUCAGAACAACAUUCGGAACCAUCUCUUUCAUAUGCAAGUGUUGAGAAGAGCGAACAAGAUUCUGUUGGACAGGAGGCAACUAACUCAAUGAUGACACUACUUCUUCCACAAGUACUGCCACUACUUAAGAAGACACGACGUAACAAACAACCAGCUCCUCACAAUUCUGGAAUUUCUCUUUUUAUAAAAGAUCCAUCUUUGGAGUUUUCAGCGGUGAAAACUGCAGGUGAAAAUGAAGCUGGAAUUCUCAUCGAGGGUCAUAAUGUUCAACAUGAGCAAGUGAUGAGUUUCAGCCCAGUACGUGGUUCAGAAUUUGUAAGUCAAGAUGUCAAUCGUGUUGUUCCAGACAGCGAGGAUGGCCAAUUUGGGGAUCAUGAUAUUUACCACAGACCUUUGUGCUGUGAUUUAGUUACAGAUAGAAACACAGCUUUUGAGCAGAAGGAAUAUAACCUUGAUACUUGGAAGUCAGUUGUAUGUGGUGGCGAGGAUCAAGAGUUCUCAAACCUUAAUGCUGAAACUGGUAGAAAAGUUGAAGUCCUUCUUGGUGAAGUAUCAGAUGCUCAAAACAAAAUGGUGGGAAAUGAUAACUUCGUACCCGACUCUCCUUUAAGUUGCAUUUCUCCAGAUAGGCAAAUCCUGUUGGAUACAGAACCACCAAUUAAUGCACCUCUUAAUACAAAUGGGAACUCACUAUGCCCUCAAAUCCAAUCUGGAGUGGGUAGUUUUACCAAACAAGAGCUUCGGUUAGAUUGCAAUAAAGAUACUCCUCUGGAACCAACAUUUUCACCACAGAGUCGGUUGUUGUCGUCUAUUGGUGAAGCCAUGCCCAAAUCUGUUGCAGAUAAUGGACCAGUGAAUAGUUCAACUAGAUUCCAUGGUAAAGAAACUGCGUCUAGUUCUCAGCUUGUAGCUUCGUGUUCAAAGGCAUCAAAUCUUGAGCUGCCGUUCCUCUCUUCUAGUGUUAUGAAGAGCAUUAAGUCUCUAACCAGUGAUCCACCUGAACCACAACUUGUUCAAUACCAACGCAAAAGGCGCUCUGCAGCUAUGAAGCUGCAAAAUACCGAUAACCCCGAGGGUCAUCCUGAUUAUAUUUCCCAUAAAAAUCAAGGAAGUAUUGACUGUCUCCAGCCAUCUUCAACCAGGUGUAUAGAAGAUGAUCGUAUAAAGGGUGUUGAGAGUUCUUUUGUUUCAGAAAAGGGAGUUGGCUCGGAAACAGAUCGCGCCUUUAUGGAAAUGCCUGAUUUAGCUCACUCAACUAGGAGCCAUAGUGGUCCCGUAAGUGAAAGUAUAUGCAGGAACACGAGAGAGGAUUGUGUUCCCGAGGCAUAUGCUGCCACACUAUCUGAGACAGGAGUUGUCGAAACUUCAGGUAGCUUCUGCAAUAGAUUGGUUACAGUUGGAAGUGAAACUAAAACUGGUGAACAUCACCAGGGUUUAAACGCGGAGAAGGGCAUGGCAAGACCCAAAGGCACGUUCAUCUGCAUGUCUUCUAGUUCGUCCCUGUCUGAAGCAGUUGCUAUCCAGGAAAAAUCUGAAAAUGUGGAAACACAUCAUCUUGAUUCUGUCACUGAGAUGGAAAAUCGCUUUUCACUGGAUAUAGAGCCUAACGAAGACUCCAAGAACAUUGUUGAGCUUCUUGGAAGCUACCUGCACCCAAGUCCAGUUCUGUCUAUGCAGCUGAUUUCUCAGGGGGGUGACAUCCAUAUUUGUGUUUUAUGCGGACUUCUGCAAGAUAGAAAUAGAGUGCUUUUCAUCUACAAGGUUCCUAUAAAAGAAGCAAAGGGAGGGUGCCCUUCUUUCCUUGGUUACACAUCAUUUAUCUUACCAGGUUCUGGUACUACUUUUGCUAGAGAGAAUGCGUUUGAGAGAUCUGGAUGGCAAUUCACUCCAGAUGGGCAGUACCUUGUUCUUCCGAAUAGCAUCAAAGCAGCGUCUUGCAGGAAUCAGAGCCCACUUUGUUCAUGUUCUGUGUGUAAAUCUGAUUGCUUGGAGGAGAAUGCUCUAAAAAUUGUGCAUGUCAAACUUGGUUAUGUUGCUCCUGUGGCAAAGUUGAAGACAGCCGAGAGCGUUUGCUGUAUCUUAGUAUGCGAACCUAACCAUCUUGUUGCUGCUGAAGAGAAUGGGGGAUUGCAUGUGUGGGCCAUGAAUUCUAGAUGGAGUGCAUCGGAGAACGAGUUCGAUUUACCAGGUUUGAGCUAUAUAUCUCCUAGUUUAGUGGAGUUAAAAAGAGUUCCCAAGUGCGACUCCCUACUCAUCGGUCAGGAUGGAUUCGGAAACUUUGGUCUAUGGGAUAUUUCCAAGCGCAUCCUACUAUCAAAAUAUUCAUAUACAGGCAGUUCAGUCAUCCAGGUCCUUCCUAUUGGCUUCUUCAGAAUACCUUCUUUUUCAGGUGCUGACGUCGAGGAGCAUAUAAAAGGAAUCAUGGCUGCCACAAAAGCUUGUUUUUCAAGUUCCUGCGAAGAUCCUGCCUUUUUUUCACCAAAUGAUGAAGGUAUGGCUGUCUGGGUUUUGAUUUAUGCUGCUGGUGAUUCCGAGAUUCAGUAUCAGCAUAGAUCGAGUGGUAUCAAACCAAGGCCUACUGGGUGUUGGAGACUAGCUCUGUUGGUGAAAAAUACGUUGAUCUUGGGAAGUGCUUUAGAUUCAAGGGCUUCGGCUGUUGAUGCAUCGGCAGGAUAUGGGGUUAUUGGUACAACUGACGGGCUUGUGCAUAUAUGGGAAUUAACCACAGGAAUGAAGCUGGUUGAUCUGCCUAAUAACAUUAAAGGUGGGUCUGUUUCAUGCAUUGCUUCUGAUAAGUCAGGUGUGGUAGCAAUAGCCAAUGAACAAGGUCACUUACUGGUUUAUGCAACACUGUCAAAGGGAUUUGAGAAUCUAGUGCGCAGAUAAGUAAAAGCAACUGUCUCCUAGAAUGUAUCACCCUUUUUGUUGCUCAUGUGGGUCAGAACAUUUAGUCCUGGUCAUAACAUGAAUAACUGCCUAGCAUGUGAGGCUUUCAAGGGUCUAAAUUCUUUGCAAAUAUGUGUAAAAAUAUGUUCCACCAUGCAUAUCUAAUAAUCUAAAAUCAUUCUUCCA
This is a messenger RNA of Papaver somniferum (opium poppy), 4327 nucleotides long. RefSeq lists its product as uncharacterized. Gene Ontology annotation, molecular function: protein binding. Gene Ontology annotation, biological process: regulation of cell cycle. Gene Ontology annotation, cellular component: nucleus. The record is from RefSeq and is a predicted model, not a curated record. The coding region runs from base 44 to 4141 and encodes 1365 amino acids. The transcript has 14 exons. NCBI's taxonomy places the organism in Eukaryota, Viridiplantae, Streptophyta, Magnoliopsida, Ranunculales, Papaveraceae.